Molecule: messenger RNA, 4211 nt
Organism: Gadus morhua (Atlantic cod)
Lineage: Eukaryota; Metazoa; Chordata; Actinopteri; Gadiformes; Gadidae
Gene: mms19
Product: MMS19 homolog, cytosolic iron-sulfur assembly component
Exons: 31
Coding region: 22-3114 (1030 amino acids)
Cellular component (GO): MMXD complex; cytosolic [4Fe-4S] assembly targeting complex
Source: RefSeq, a predicted model, not a curated record
CCCAUCAGGAACCAAGGAACGAUGGCUGCGGACAGUGCCUUGCUGGUGUCUCUGGUUGAAGAAUUUGUUACUGGACUGCAAGACAGCAAGGCCAAUGACACAGCUACUGGCGUUCAAGCUAAGAAGUUUACAAUACUGCAGUUAGUGGAAGCACUUGGCCCGAGUUUAACAAGCAACACUCCUCACACAAGAGCCAGAGGGGUUCAGCUGCUGUCCCUGGUCAUUCAGCAGUGCUAUGGAGACCUUUCAGAGAGUGAAGUGGAAGUGCUCAUUGCUUUCUAUGAAAACAGACUGAAGGACCACUAUGUUAUUAUACCCUUUGUCUUACAAGGGCUGAAGGCUUUGACCAAAAGCUCACUGUUGCCCGCUGGUUCUGCAGUGUCCAUGCUACGGUCUCUGUUCCAGGAUACUCAUGUCCAAUCCCUGAUGCUGGCAGAGCGAGCCACUGUGUACAACAUGCUCCUAAACCUCAUGGAGUCCAGAGAAGCAGAACUCAAAGGUUUGGGGGCAGACUUUGUGUUCGGUUUCGUCCAAUCAAUGGAUGGCGAGAGAGACCCCAGGAAUCUUGUAUUGGCCUUUCAGAUCGCCAACAACAUCAUCCAUAGAGGCUACGAUUUGGGUAAAUUCGCAGAGGAGCUCUUUGAGGUGACGUCCUGCUAUUUCCCUGUCGACUUCAGCCCUCCGCCUAAUGACCCCCAUGGCAUCACUCAGGAAACGCUGAUCCUUUCUCUGAGGGCUGUGCUCGCUGGAACUCCCCGCUUUGCUGAGUUCCUCCUGCCCCUCAUCAUCGAGAAGCUGGACUCAGAUAUUCAGAGUGCUAAGAUUGAUUCGCUUCAGACCCUCACCGCGUGCUUGUCUACAUACGAACACAAGGACCUUGCAGAAUUCCUCUCUGGGCUUUGGACCUCCAUACGCAGAGAGGUCUUCCAAACGGCGAGUGAGCGCGUGGAAGGUGCUGGCUUGGCCGCCCUCACGGCUCUGACCUCCUGUCUUUCUCGCGCCAUCCUCAGCUCCGACUCUGAAGACUCCCUCAACGCCUUCCUGGACGUGGUCCUCAAAGACUGCCAGCAUCACCUCUGUGAGCCAGACCUGAAGCUGGUGUGGCCCAGUGCCAAGCUCCUUCAGGCUGCCUGUAGCGCCUCCUACAGGGCAAGUCAUAUAGUGGCAGCCGUCGUCAUACCUGGUCUCGUGGAGCAGUACAACAGCAGGACUCAGUGUGCCCACAGGCGUACUAUCCUAGAGGUGUUGCAGGGAUUCAUCCACACGGUGAAAAACACCAGCCAGUCAGAAGACGACGGUCAGAAUGUGCUGUUGGCCCAACGGGACUCUCUGUGUGCUGUGGUGUUUUCUGCGCUGGCGGAGAACAACUCUGACCUCCAGGUCACGUCCAUGCGGGUCCUCUCUGCUCUGGGACAGCAGAACGGUCUGCUGUUGGAGAGUGACGUGGAGCGGGCGGUGGAUCAUCUGAACAGGCUCAUCCUGGAGGAGGACGACAGCAAAGUCAGUGUCUCCGUCAUCGUAUGUGCCGAAUCUCUGUCCCGACUGCACCCAACAGUAUUUAUCACCAAAAUGGUCCCAACACUCAAACAGGAGAUCUUCUCUGAGCCCAUGGUCCAAGGCGACGGUUGCACGCCAUCAAAUGAGAGCUCCCAGCAUGCAGUGCGUCAGCGGUGUGUGUCCGCCCUGGCGGCCGUCUCCACCCAACCAAGCGUUGUCCGGGAAAGUGCGCCUGUCCUCCUUGAGGUCCUCAAGUCAGCACACACAGGCAGUGGGGGCUUCUCUGUGGACGAGGUGGUGGCCGUGUGCUUCAGCCUCCAGAGGAUAGCCGACCAGGCGCUAGACUCUGAGGAGACUGGGCGCUUCUUUCAUGACAUCAUCAUCCCGCGACUGCUGACUCUGGCUCUACAGGCAGCGCUUCAAGGUGAGGGGUCUCCUGGGAAUCGUAGUCCCCUGGUGGAGGAGGCGGUCCUGUCUGCCAUGGUGGGAGUCAUCAGCAGCGCCUGUGCUAAACUACAACCUGAGCUGGCCGGGAAAUUGGCUUCCAGGGCGGUAUCUCUAUUCCUGGAAGAUGAUGUCUCCUUCCUGCCUGACAACUCCCUCCCUCCACACAUCCAGCUGCUUAAGCAGGGGGGGUCCUGGAGUCGCUCCCAGACGGUGUGUCUGCUCAUGGCCUGCGUGUGUUCCCUGCCUCGCAGCGUGGAGGUGCCCCAGGUGGAGCGACUGAUGGAGCAGCUGGAGGAGCUGAGCAUCACCUCUGGCCACGUCCCGUCCUACACCUCCGCCGCCAAGUGCUACGCCGGCCUGGUCAACAAGAGGCCCGCGGGGGAUUCUCUUAAUGCCUUGAUCCAGCGCAGCACCAAGAGAGUGUCCAGUGAGUUGGACUCCCCGGCUUCUCCUCACCGCACCCAGGCCUUCACCCUGCUGCUCUGGCUGGCCAAGGGCCUGCUGCUCAGAUACCACCCUCUCUCUACGGCACUGACGGACAAGCUCUUCGCCCUGCUGGGGGACCCGGAGCUGGGGCCCAUGGUGGGCGACGGCUUCUCCCUGCUCAUGAGCGACUCGGCCGACGUCCUGAACCGCGGUUGCCACGCCGACGUGCGCAUCAUGUACCGCCAGCGCUUCUUCACCGAGAACUCGGCCAAGCUGUUGCAGGGGUUCGACUCCGCCGCGCCAGACACAAAGUCAUCCUACUUGAAAGCCCUGUGUCACCUGGUCAGCAGCCUGCCCAAAGAGGUUCAGCUCACCGAGUUACCAGCGCUCCUCUCCCUGCUGCUGGAGGCGUUGUCGUGUCCGGACCAGGUGGUCCAGCUGUCCACCCUGUCCUGCCUGGUGCCCGUCCUCACUGAGCCUCCCCCCGCCCUCAUCCAGCAGCUGGAGGCCCUGGUCAGCCGGCUGCUGGCCCUCACCUGCAGCCCCACCAUGACUGUAAGGAUAGAGUCAUUGCGGUGUCUCCAUGCCAUGUCGCGCUUCCCUGAGCACGAGGUGAUCCCGCUGCGGGCCCGAGUUCUGCGGGCACUGGCCAAGCCUCUGGACGACAGAAAGAGGCUGGUGAGGAGCGUGGCUGUGCAGGCUCGAGCAGAUUGGUUCCUCUUGGGAAGCCCAGGUGGGAGGUGAUCUUCAUGGUGAAAGGAAGUGGCGAGAGAACUUCACGAUAAGAGUCCCAGAAACAAGACUGAAUUCCAUUCACCAAGGCCUUCAACUGGGAGAACACACCCAAAAGUGAUUUUCACUCCAAACGUUUUCAAAUCUAUAAAUCUAUCUCCGUAGGUUGUUAACUCCUUCUUUACUAUUAUUAUUUGCCGUUAUUUAUCACGCACAAUUGAGAAGAUUGUGGCAAUGUUCACGUUGUCAUGAUGCUCAAAAUCGGAGGGAGAUUUAAAUGAAGAUUAUGAAAUGUAUUUGGCAGACAUAGAUUGAGUCCAUCCCAAGUAGCCGUUAUUACUUGGUUUACAAUCGUUAUGUGCCAUUAUGUAAGGGGAGCAGAGCAGCAAGAUAAACUGAAUGACAUGCUGCUCCAGAAAUAUGCCCCUUUGCUCAUGGGUAAAAACAUAAGACUGAUCAAUGAAUGGAUACAAAAUAGAACGUAAAGUAGUAGUAAAUUAAAUAUGAAAUAGUACAUUUGAACAUGCGAUUUAGAUCCACACAUGGCAGAGUUUAAAGGUUCUGGUUUGAAGAGAAACCGCACACACUGGGCAUGUAUGUGUAGGUCGAAUAACAGCCAAGCAUGAAUAACUUGAACGUCUCAAAGGAGCACUUGAGGCAAUGGCACAAAACAAGGCUCUUUAAUAUAACACGCAUAUUCUAUCCCGCCAGACCCUCUGUGGUCUCAGUACACACGUCUUAAAAACCGUUAAUGAUUCAUAUCAUAAAUGCCAAACGGUGAGCACUUCAGUCAAUCAAUUUGAUUACAAAAACAUCUUUAAUGUUUUUUUUUUUUUUCAAGCCAGCUGCAGUGCGUAUAUGUAAACCAAGUAUUAACAUUGAACAGAUGCAAACAGGAAGUAGGAUUCACCAGUGUUUGAAGAGAUGAGGGUGAGGCGGCUCAAUACGAUUGCAUUUCAAUAAGGUCAGCUAACUGUGUACCUCACACUGAAUAACGCCAUGGAUGUAUGGAUGAUAUUUAAAAUGUUUGAUUAACAUGUUAUUAAACUUUUUUUUUGUUAUUGGUAUAAAAUGUUUUUCAUUAUAAUUAAAGCUUAAAUACACUUUAA